This is a messenger RNA of Pseudogymnoascus verrucosus, 1330 nucleotides long. RefSeq lists its product as uncharacterized. The transcript has 2 exons. The coding region runs from base 470 to 1330 and encodes 286 amino acids. NCBI's taxonomy places the organism in Eukaryota, Fungi, Ascomycota, Leotiomycetes, Thelebolales, Thelebolaceae. The record is from RefSeq and is a predicted model, not a curated record.
AAUUAUAUCCAGCUCCCCCUGCGCCACGGCCCGGAUCGGUCAUCGCCCUACCCGCACAGUCCAGCCGUAACCCACAGUGGAAUUACCCCCCUCCACACCCACCUAUCACAGCCCCCAACCCCCUCAUCGUCCCGCAAAGUCCAGAUGAAGGAUCCGGGCCACCCCUACUAUCCCGAUCUUCUGAUUCGCCAAGACCCGUCAUUUAUGCACCCGAGGCUUCAGCCUCGCAGAUCAGAAUCCUUCAUAAAAUCCCCAUUGGGAGAGCUGAGGGGUGGGAAAAUUAACCCCGGGUGGUGGCUGGAAAUAGCUCGUGUUCGGGGUUCGGUGACACAGGGUGGACGGUAUGGCUGGACCGACGUCGUGAGCCUUUUUUAUCCCCAUCGCGCCCUCACCCUCAACCUCCUCGCCGUCGCUCGCUCACCCAUCAAUCCACCCACCCCGCGAUCCCACCGCACGCAGCGACCUCACAAUGCACUGCCGCCACCUCCCCGCCCUCAUCCCGCGCCUCCUCCUCCUCCUCCUCUCCGCCGCCGGCCCCUCAACAGCAGCAGACGACCAAAAAUGCUACGGCGUAAACGGCUCUCUCCAAAGCUCGGACAUCAAACCAUGCCAAGCGGAUCUGCCAGCGGGUAGCCACGUCGCAUGCUGCAACCUCACCAAGGAUCCGCCGGAUAUAUGUAUUGGGGGGGGGUUGUGCUAUAGUCAGGAUGGGAAUACGAUUGCGCAGCUUUUGGUGGCGUAUGGGUGUACGGAUCCGACGGGGAAGGAUGUUGCUUGUCAGACUUAUUGUAAAAAUACCGGCGCACUCACAUACAACCUCCACUCCUGCGAAGACGCGAACUGGUGCUGCAGCCCCGACGGCGACAAAUGCUGUUCCCUCCCCCAUAUCACCCUAAACCCACGCGACGUCCUCCCGAUCGCCAAGGCAAUCACACGUACCGUCCUAGGCGGCGGGGCGACGACGACUCUGACGGGCAGUGCGGUGGUAGUAACAGAGACGGAAACCAAAACAGUUAAGCUAGACGCCGCGGGCCAGACAACAGCCGUGAGCGAGACCAAGAGCGGAACGACGGCAGAGGAGUGUCCGAAGGAUAAUACGGCUGUGGUGGGGGCGUCGGUGGGAGCGGUGCUGGGCGCGGCUUUGGUGGCGAGUUUGAUUGCUUUGGGGAUGGUGUUGCGGAGGCAGAGGAGGCCGGGGGGUGUGGGGGUGGUGGGGGGGGAUGGGAAGGGGAAGUUUUAUCCGGCGGGGACGGUGCCGGCGGAGAUGGAUAGUAGGUAUGUGGUUGAGUUGGAUUCGAGGGCGAAGCACGAGUUGGCGGGACAGCAUUAG